Molecule: messenger RNA, 1170 nt
Organism: Annulohypoxylon maeteangense
Lineage: Eukaryota; Fungi; Ascomycota; Sordariomycetes; Xylariales; Hypoxylaceae
Exons: 3
Coding region: 314-1072 (252 amino acids)
Source: RefSeq, a predicted model, not a curated record
AUCUAAGGUUGUUCGGCAUCAAUGGAAUGUCUAGCGAUAAGCUGAACAUUGAAUUUAUUAGUCUCAACCUUCGCGACUCCUUAGUUAUUGUUGACCAUUGAUCUGGGAAUGAGCUUUGCAGCUGUAGACUAGUUAAAGAUACUUCACUACACGAGCGCUUCAUUUCCGAGUUGCAAGUUCAUCCCAGAUUAGAGAGAUUAGACAUUCACUUUCAAUCUUCAUCUCUAGUUCUCUAGUUAUGCGCCUUAUAUCGUUCCAACACCAAUUCAGAAGAGAGAUAUAUCAUCUUAUAUUACCAUUAGACUAAAUCAACAUGGGUCAAGGCGCGUCUCACCAUGAAGUUCGGCUCGAGACCAGAGUUGAAAAUCCACCGGGUGGCAAUCCACAAGGUCUCGCCCUCAUUGCUCACGGAAGAUUCGGUGGAACUUUUGAUCAACCUCCAGUUCGCCUUCUUGCCGAAUAUCUGACAAAUGAAAGACUGAUGAGGGUCGUAACUUGGAACGCUCGAGGAAUUGGCCAGAGCGAAGGUGGGAAUGAAUGGACCGAUUUCAGCACAUGGAUAGGAGACGCCGGAAUCAACGAUUACCGGCGAAUGCUGCGGGAAUCCAUGACUGCAUACGUAAAUGAUUUCCCGAAGGCAACCGAAAUCCCACUAUUUCUAUGCGGUUAUUCCGCAGGUGCAGUUUUCGCAGGCUGUACACGUCCAAGCCCAUCUUUCCCCCAAUUCUCGCCUGCUCAUUAUAUCCUGAUAUCCUACCCGGUGGACAUGAAUCCCUUCAUGGCAAUGCACAAGACGGGGUCUUAUUUUCGCUCCCUCGAAGCAUUGGUACAGGGAUACGGAUGGGAGAAUCUUCCCGAGGAGUUUAACGGUAAAGAGCCGGACGUAGCUGGAGUUUUCACCGUAAUGGGUCAGUUUGAAGGACUCUUUUAUCAUGUAUGGACUGGGAUUCUGGGAAGCAAGAACGCUCGAAACAUAUUAAGGCAGGUAGUUGUCGAGGGAGCUGACCAUGCUUGGAAUGGCAAAGCGCCGCGCAUUGUUGAGGAGGUUGACAAGUGGUUGUGUAAACAUUAAGGGGGUUGCUAGUCACGCAGACAUUGUAUAUUAGGCGCUUACGGGAUACAUAGCAUGUUUCUUUAAACCUUAAAUUAAUUCAAUUGUUAUGAAGUAUA